Culicoides brevitarsis is the source of this 4260-nucleotide messenger RNA. It is a transcript of the gene Phlpp, whose product is annotated as protein phosphatase PHLPP-like protein. Gene Ontology annotation, molecular function: protein binding. The transcript has 7 exons. The record is from RefSeq and is a predicted model, not a curated record. Bases 1 to 4260 code for a protein of 1419 amino acids. Lineage: Eukaryota; Metazoa; Arthropoda; Insecta; Diptera; Ceratopogonidae.
AUGAUCAAAACAAAGGCAAAAGCACCUGUUGUGGUGAAGCCAACAGUUCGAAACGUGCUUGUACAACCACAAAUACCGCCUCCGACGCCGCAAACUAAGCAAAAUCCACAAAAUCCGCCGCCAGUGAAACCUCGCAAGCCAGUUUCUGUGAAGCAAAACGACGAAGUGAACAAUAACAUCGUGAAGAAACUCGUGAACGGUUGCAUUAAUCGGACCAAAAUCAAAAUUGACGCUGAAAAUUCCGUCAAUAUCACGAGCGGGACCAAAAUGGCGCUUUUAUGGAAUGCCAGCGGAUGGAUUCGCGUGUACCUGGGCACAGAUCGGAGUGACAUCUCGCUCGAAGAUCCGAAUAAAAUGGUGCAUAUUGGCAGCGAAUCGACCACAUAUGAUGUCGUCAAGGACAUGGAUAUACCCGAAGACUACACUUUGUGGAUCCAAACGGGCGGUUCGCGUGUUCGACGAUUACGAGAAGACGAACAUCCAUUACGGAUACAAGAAGAAUUCCUACAAAAAAUGGGAAUUAUUGAGAUUUCGCGAAGAGCUCGUUUGGGAAUUGAUCCCGAUUUCAAGUAUAUCUUACGGUUUUUCAUCGGGCCAACUGAACCGCCGCUCUGUGGGCAUGCAACGCGUUCGGGAAGCGUCGAACUUCUCAAGGGACUUGCUUUUCCGCAGUGGCAACGUCGAUCUGUGGCGAUAAUUGGAUCGAAAUUCAUCAUUUUUCCCCUGCAUCCGGGACAGAAUCCUGAAUUUUAUGACUUGACAGGUGCGGGAAUCUUUGAGCACACGCCAAAUUACAACAGAUUGAUCAUCAAAAUUGUGCCGCAAACGAAGCGAAGCCAUAUGGAGAGAGAUCAAAGUAACGGAAUGGGCGAGAAUUUGGAUGAAAUUAGUGUUUAUAAUAGCAGUGAAAGUGUGGAAAAUGAAGAAAUGGCGAAUGGACAAGGCACGGUGCUUUUUAUGGGCUUCGAGGAUUCGUGGGAACGGGAUUUGUGGAGUCAAUGGCUCAUUGAGUCAACCGUUGAUACAUCGACGCCAAAACGCAUGGAUAUCACAAAUUCGGGUCUUUGUGCGAUUCCCGAAGUCAUCUUGAAGGGCAUCGACACCAUCGAAGAACUCUCGGCGGGCCAGAAUCAACUUCAGGAAAUCGCUUUGACUGCCUUGAGCAACUUUAAGAACUUGCGAGUGCUGCAUUUGCCGCGAAAUGGAUUCAAAAAGUUCCCCGAGCCGCUGUUGGAUUGCAAAGGCUUGCAAAUUGUGGAUUUGGCAGAUAAUGGAAUCGAUAAAUUACCGGAGAGGAUUUGCACGUUGAAGAAAUUAGAAGAACUCCGUUUGGAUCGCAAUGAGUUGUCCAUGCUACCAAAUACACUGAAGGAUUGUCGAAAUUUGGUGACUUUGGAACUCUCGAAUAACCGUUUGGAGAAAUUGCCGCCAUUUAUGUUGAACAUUAAGCAAGUUUCUGGAAAGGAAAAUGGUAAAAACGGGAUGGUGAGUGAAAUAAAAAAUGGACAAGAUGAAAAUGUGAAUCCGCCGUUGACGAGGGUGAAUUUGCGGAGUAAUCGUUUGAAGGGACAUAUUAUUUUGGGGAAUUAUGGAUUCCUCACACAACUAGAUGUCAGUGAAAACUCCAUAGAAACCUUAGAUUUAUCCGCCUUAGAUAGUCUUGAGUCCCUCCAAUGCUCACGAAACAAAUUAUCAGAGCUCAUAUUAAAUGGUCGUGCCUUGAAAUCUCUUAUUGCUGGAAAUAACAACUUAAAACUGCUGAAUAUCUCACCUCCCCCGAUGAAUUUGAAUCAUCUCGACCUCAGUUACAACCAACUUGAGCAACUCCCGCCAUGGCUAAGUGAAUGUCAUGAAAUCGGAAUUUUCUUCGCCAACAACAACCAGAUCUCAUCUCUUCCGGAAAACUUUUUUCACUUCAGCAGCGACACACUUCACACGCUACAGCUUGGCUACAAUAAUUUAUCAACGUUACCUGCCUUGCCAAAUCGAACAUUAGCUCUUCGCGAGUUAUUUUUGCAAUCAAAUAAGAUAAUCGACCUGCCAGAGACAUUUUUCGUGUAUUGCGAGAAUUUAUCUUUGCUGAAUGUCUCUUCCAACAAGUUGCUGACACUCCCAAUUUUGGACCACAAUCGAUGUUUGCUUGAACGUGUCUAUUUAACGAACAAUUCCUUGACUGAUCGAGUGCUCGAUACCAUCACCUACUUCUCAAAUCUCAAAAUUUUGCAUGCCGCCUAUAACCGGAUAACAACUUUGCCCGAAAUUUGCAUCGCAAACUGGACCGAAAUUGAAGAACUUGUUUUGUCGGGCAACCGUUUACAGCAUUUGCCCGAAAAUAUGGCAAAUUUGCGUCAUUUGCGUGUUUUACGCGUGCAUUCGAACCAACUUCAGAGUGUGCCUGCCCUUGCGAAGACCCAAACUUUGCGGGUUCUUGAUUUGGCGCAUAAUCAACUCGACAAAAUCAAUUUGGUGACUCUCGUGCCGAAAAAUUUGCAAUUCCUGGACUUGUCGUGCAACGUGCAGCUUCAAGUUGAUCCGAAGGAGCUUCAAGCAUGUCGCAGUCAACGUCCCAUGAGUCUCGUGGAUGUCUCGGGGAAAAAUCGUGCCUCACUUCCGGUAGCGCCGUCAGUUAAAAACGAACCAAAAGACGUCGAACCCCCAUGGCAAGUUGGAUUUUCCGAAACUCCCGGCAAUUGCGCGAAAUUGUACAUCUCCCAGUUGCGACUUCCGAGUUUUUGUAGCAGCGAAGGCCUCUUUGGAUUGUUCGACAGUGACCAAAGUACCGUUUUGCCCAACAUCAUGGUGAAAUGCAUCCCGAAAAUCCUGUUGGAAGAACGAACUGUCAAAGAAACCGCCAUCGAUUACAUGAAAUACACGAUGUUAUCAGCGCAUCGCGAACUCAAACAACAAGGACAGAAACAGGGCGUUUGUGCAACUUUAUGUCACAUUUCUCGCAGCAAGUACAACAACAACGAAAUUAUGAGUUAUUAUCAAAAUCCUGCGGGAGGACGUCGUUUUAUUUUACGAACGGCGAACGUUGGCGACUCUGAAGCGGUUCUUGUGCGACAAAAUGGCGUCUUGAAACUCACAAAAGUGACAAAAAAUCGAAAAAUCGGUUACAGCGCUUCAUAUCCGAUAAUUUUACCUGAUCCGGAGGUAUCUGAAAUUGCCCUCAGCGACGCCGAUGAGUACCUUAUAAUCGCAAAUCGUAAAUUAUGGGAAGUAAUGAGUGCCGAAUCGGUUGCUGAGGAAGUCCGAAAAGAAACAAAUGUGAUUUUGGCGGCAAAACGCAUCCAAGAUAUCGCUCAGAGCUACGGGGCGGAAGAAAAUGUGAGUGUCUUAAUUGUAAAAUUCAAUAAUUUAGGCACCGACAUUGAUCAACUAAUGCGAGAAUUGCGUCAAACGAUCAGAAAGAAGCCUCCAGGCACGUUAAUUUCCGGUUUUUGCAAGUGCGGAUGUUGCUGCGAGUCAAAUAACAAUUGUUGCCAUUCGGGAGCAAUUGAUCCGUUCAUCAGGCAACCAAGUGCUCGCAGUGAUCGAUCAUCGCCGAGUGGUCAGAGUGACAAUACAGCGGUUGAGGGGCAGUUUAUGAAGCAAAAUGGCAAGUUUGAGGCUGCAACUUUAACUAACAACAAGCAAAAACAAGGAUUUCUCACGAAUGAACGUCGAAGUCUUCGGAGUGGCGUUGCGAGAGCCGUUCGAGCCCGAAUCGAGGAAGAACGAGAACGUGAAAGGGAAGAAACUGACUCGGCAAUCAGUGAGGAGCAGUUUAAAUGUUGGGAAUACAUGUUGGAACAAAAUACCCAGCUACUUUUCGACAAGGAGCUCAACACAAUUUCCAAGGCAUUCACGAAAAAUCCGCAAUCGAGUCUCUUGCGAUCGCAAUUAAAAUCACUUUCUGCCAGUUCGCCGCAACUUCAAGACCCUACAGGGCUGCCGAAUAAAUAUCACACUGUCGUUGCACGUAGCGGCGCUCCAAAUCCCUUCCUUUCGAAGCAAUUUGGCAGUACGAGAUCAUUUCAUGCCGCCGCCGCACCUCAAUAUCGUCCCGGCAAAAUUCCAUCAAUUAAACCCCCCGCCCCAAUACCUCCAGGAGGGCCAAAUGCCGCAUAUUUUGGCUCAAUUCAACGCCUGAUGCCAUACAACCUCGAAUAUGAUUUCACGCCGAGCAUUCAGGAACGCGUUAUGACACUCGAAGACUCGUUGGAGGAGGAAACGGACCGGAUGCAUCAAUAUUGGGGCAUUACGACGACAGAAUUGUGA